Molecule: messenger RNA, 668 nt
Organism: Aspergillus ruber CBS 135680
Lineage: Eukaryota; Fungi; Ascomycota; Eurotiomycetes; Eurotiales; Aspergillaceae
Exons: 1
Coding region: 159-524 (121 amino acids)
Source: RefSeq, a predicted model, not a curated record
UUUUUUUUUUUUUUUUUUUGCUAUUGUUAUGUAGAAAAAUAGAGCCACUGGACUUUGAUACUUGAUCUGGAGCGUAACAUACGGUAUGAAACAAGUGGCGAGACCGGAUCUGGAGUGGUAAUUUUGAUCGUUUCUUUUUCUGCCCUGCGUCUUAUCUGAUGGUUUUUCCAAACAACAACUGGACAACUAAAUACAAGUACAUUCAUUCUUCCACAAGUGUUCAAUCAAUCUUCUAUGCACUUUAUUGCAGUGUAUUCUGUAUUACAUCGCAACCGCAUCAUUACCUAGUGCAGCGGAACCGCUCUCCCGGGUGCCGGCUUUAUCUUUUUUUUCCUCGCCUCGGGCCACUUCCUUUCCUCCUCAUCCCACAAUCCGUUUCCAUUUUAACAUCUCCUUCUCCUUCUCCUUCUCCUUCUCCUGAAUGCUUGGCUUUGAUUCUCGCAUUUAAUCGACGACCGUUACCGAGUUGUUGCUCAUUGUUGCUUUUGUUCUCUUUGUGCCACUGCGUCCAUCAUUACGCCUAGGUGCCUACUUGCUCUUCGCUCACUACGACUUCGGGUCUUUUCUCAGUCUCUUCAUAUCUAACUGUCUUUCCAGUCACAAUGGGUAAUUGAUUCUCAACAGCUCUCAAACAAGAGAGAGAGAGAGAGAGAGAGAGAGGUGCUAAC